UCUGUAGAUGUAUGGGAACGAUAAUUAUCAAGGGAAAAGAAAAAGACACACCACCACCCAACACUCUCUAUAUCUAUUCGUGCUGAGGUAGGCAGCUUUCGCGACUCUUUGACUUUGCGGAAAGUUUCUUGGCUGGUUGGAGCUGCGCCCGAUUCAUCAUGAUUCGUGUGGUCUCAGUUAUCGUGGCUGUGGCCAUGGUAGUAGCGUGUCACGCACAAGACAAGGCCCAAGUUUUCUUGCUCAUGGGACAGUCCAACAUGUUGGGCGAAGGUAGCAUCGGUCCGGACAAUAAGAACGGAUCGCUCGGGUUUGCCGUCAAAACCGAACAUAAGUAUGUGUAUCUCUGGGACGCCAAAAACAACAGCUGGGCCGUCCGCGAUGAUGUCCGCUACGUGGAAAUCAUUGGCAGCGGCAACGAAUCAUUCGCCAAAGCCAAACUGGGACACAACGAAUGGAUGACUGUUACUGGCAACACCAUUGGACCUGAGUUGGGCAUUGGAAACUUUGUGGGAAACUUCUCAAAGCCUAAAGUUAUGAUCCUGAAGGGCUGCAUUGGAAACAGAGCACUGGGUUGGGAUCUGCUCCCACCUGGAUCGGAAGAAUGGGCCUACACGGACAGCAAAGGAAACCAGUGGACGUAUGCUGGAUAUCAUGAUUCUCCCGAGAAGUGGGCGAAGGGAACCAAGCCAAAACCUAUAAAUUGGAUGGCGGGUGAGCAGUAUGACGGAGACACAGAGCGCAUGUCAUUCGUUCUCAGUAACUUCUCAGCAUACAUGCCAGAAGAGACCGAUUACGAAGUGGCUGGUUUCUUCUGGUGGCAGGGAGAUCGUGACAGAUACGACAGCGGUCUCUCAGAGCGCUAUGAAACCAACCUUGUCCAGCUGAUCAAGACCCUUCGCAAGAAGUACAAUGUUCCCAGCGCCAAGUUCGUCAUUGCCUCCCUUGGCCAGACACCCAUGGGUGCUACUGGCAAUGAGGGCAUGAUCCUGCAGGCAAUGCUCAACGUGGCCAAUGCAACACUCUACCCACAAUUCGAGGGCAACGUGGGGACCGUCUACUCUCACCCGCUCUCCAUGGGAGGAAGCUCAGCCUCGCAUUAUGGUGGCAACGCCGAGACGUACAUGAACAUUGGAGAGGCCAUGGGUGACAAAAUGGUCAAUCUAAUGAAGGCAGAUGAGGAGUACGCCCAUUACUAUCAUUGAGGAAAAUCGCUAGGCAUAGCGUGGUACUUCAAGCCUUGACAUUAGAGGGCUGCAUUAAACUUAUUUCUCAUCCGUCUAUUGGACUGCACUGUCAGGUUGGCAAAAUUUUAUGUAUCGAAAUGUUAGCGUAUCGCUAUGUUACUCUUUUCCCCAUUUUCGUAGUAUCGAAAUGUUAUUCUUUUCACCAUUUUCGUAUAUAGUUUAACCGUUUUAGAAGUUUGCCUUUGUCCACGGUCAAGAUGACACUGUGUUGUCGUGGCAGAUAGAAGCCAGCAACAGGCCACUGGAACUGUUUGCACUACUGAG
Molecule: messenger RNA, 1508 nt
Organism: Sycon ciliatum
Lineage: Eukaryota; Metazoa; Porifera; Calcarea; Leucosolenida; Sycettidae
Exons: 4
Coding region: 159-1202 (347 amino acids)
Source: RefSeq, a predicted model, not a curated record